Trichomonas vaginalis G3 is the source of this 372-nucleotide messenger RNA. Its product is annotated as glyoxalase. Bases 1 to 372 code for a protein of 123 amino acids. The transcript has a single exon. NCBI's taxonomy places the organism in Eukaryota, Parabasalia, Trichomonadida, Trichomonadidae. The record is from RefSeq and is a predicted model, not a curated record.
AUGGAAGUCAAAUCAAUCAGGCUAAAUGUUUCAGAUCUUGAAAAAGAAGUAGCAUUUUUCACAAACUUUUUGGAUGUUAAGGAAAAAUCAAUUAUUGAUGGCAAAGCUACUCUCAGAUUUGAAAAUAGAAUUGAAUUAAUUUUAGUUUAUGUUGAAAAUAAAGGAAAGGAUGAAAGACCUAAUCAAAUGUUUUAUAAAGGUAUCCAUCAUAUUGCUUUUAGCGUAGGAAGUGAAUCAAAAGUUGACGAAAUUACAGCCAAAGUUAAAGCUAGUGGAUAUACAGUAAUUUCUGGCCCAAGAAGAACAGAUGAUGGCUAUUAUGAAAGUGCAUUUUAUGACGAUGAAAAGAAUCAAAUCGAGAUUACAGUUUAA